Messenger RNA from Chondrus crispus (carragheen), 1320 nucleotides. RefSeq lists its product as hypothetical. Gene Ontology annotation, biological process: protein phosphorylation. Gene Ontology annotation, molecular function: ATP binding; protein serine/threonine kinase activity. NCBI's taxonomy places the organism in Eukaryota, Rhodophyta, Florideophyceae, Gigartinales, Gigartinaceae. The coding region runs from base 1 to 1320 and encodes 439 amino acids. The record is from RefSeq and is a predicted model, not a curated record. The transcript has a single exon.
AUGGACUCUGCAUCCAUCGUCUUUGCGCUUCCCCCGACAUCUUGUGCUCAAGGAGAAAUAAUUCGGGAUGGGUAUAACCUAAUUGUGGAUGUGCUGCGAGAACCUCUACGUGAACUUCACUGCGCAGCAGACAUAACCCCUCAGUACUUUGUUAUCUUCGAUGUCUUUCCGUUUUCGGCAGGAGCUCAAAGAUUAGCCUUCAAGGGGUCGAUUUAUGAACGAGUCGCAAGUGGGGACCCCGUCUUUUGCGUCCAUGCGAUCGUGAAGAUGGAGAUGGCAAUUCCUGAAGUAGUCGAAACAAUGGAGACCGAGCGCACGAGAAUAAAUGCCACAGAGGCGCAGAAGACGGUGCGUAAACACGACGUUACCCGCCAGUAUAUCGAAAAAUGGUGCGCUCUUGGCAUUAACAAGAGCGUGCAUGUCCUGAGCACGGAAAAGGUGACAAUAACUCGCGGAUGCUCACUUCAGAACAUUGACAGGCGCAGGUUUCCAAUCUUGCAUCAACUAUUUAAAAAGUUAUCCUUGGAUGCGGUGUUGUACAAAAACGCUGUGGGCACGGUUGAAGACUACCUUCCAGGUCGCUUCACCAAGUUUCUAAACAACGACGGUAUGGCGAACAACGAAGUAUCAGCCAACUUUCCCGCUGCUUUCUCGCAUUGGUCGUGGGUUGAGAGCAAGGGAGCACUUAUGGUGUCAGACAUCCAGGGUGUACGUACGGGGGCUGGGUAUGCUCUCACUGACCCUUGCAUUCACUCGGUCCGCGACCGGGAAGGAUAUGGAAUAUCUGACCUCGGGAUGACUGGUGUGGAACAUUUUUUCAAGAGGCAUCGAUGCAACGCGCUUUGCAAUGACCUCGGUCUGGGCAAAGACGAUGCGGACAUAGACCUUGGACAUGGGAUGCGUACGAGAAUACUUCCGAAUGCCGCAUGGUUUGGAGGGCAUAUGGAGCAGCAAAACGAGAGGAGGCAUGCCGUAGCCGGAUCUCCAAUCGGGACGAUGGAAGGGAAGACAAGAAUGAAAUUGCAUGCAGGACGGGAUUGUGAGGUGAUGGAAAGUGAAGGCACUGAUGAGAGCGGGUCAAAGGUGCGAAGGAGGUCUACUAUGAGAGUUCAGACGAGGACUAGAGCGGCAGCGGACAUGAAGCAGAGGGAGAGAAGAACAACGAUAGCGGCGGGGGAGGAAGCCGGUGUCGAGGCCGCGAAACGCAGGAGGGCUUGGGGCAGAUUUUGGAGCCCGAGCUCAGGGGGCUCGAAGAAGGAAGAGGACAAGCGCAUCUUUCUGCGGGGGCUCUUCUCACCUCGAAAACGGGUGCAUGAAUAA